GGACCUUGAUGAUAUGCAGUGCUUUGGGUGUAGUUGAAAUAGGGCUUGCAAAUGAGUCUGCAAGUUCUGUUUCCCGGCGAAAGGUCUUUGCUUUAGUCAAGUUGCGUUCGAGCACCGUAAUUAUUAGGCCGCAUCAUGUGGGCACCUAGAUAAAGAGGCUAUGGGUGCGGCGCAGUGCAGAUGUAGAUGGGGUAUGUGGCGAAGUACAUUGUGUUCCCAGUGCCACGCCUCCUCGUGUCGCUAGGCAGUACCAUCACGAUCACCACAAUCCUCCAACCGGAAAAGACUUUACGCAGCCUCCACAUCAUCUACAUCUACUAUCUGAUUGUUCUUUACGGCCCUGCCGUCUUCAAAACACAGGGUGUAGUUUCGCCUUCCGGGAACAGAUGCGAUGAGGUAAGGUCCUUCACGGGCUCCGCUGGAGUUCAACAAGUAUACCCUAUCUCCGACAUGAAAGAGGGGUCGCUUGGCGCCAAGUCAGUAACACGUAGUGAGGUGUCCUGUGGGCGUACAAACCUGGGCGGAAGCUCUCACGUACGGGCGCUUCCCGACGUCUGUGAUGUCCGUGGGUUGGUUGCUAUUUCCGACGCGUUAGUGGAACAGUAGUGCAUUAAAAGGUAGUGUUACGUACUCCGUAGAGUCAGCCAUGUUGAAGCUGGUGUGUGAAGUGACAAGUUUGUUCGUGUGUUUAGUAAAACCAGUGGCAAUCAUGGGAGAUGUAACCCCGCUUAUGUAUUUCUCGCCUCUCGAAUCCGUCUCUUCCGAUUGUUCAAUUUGCCAAGGCUCAAGUACGAAAAAGGCUCCAUUUCCAGGCAACAAUCGCCUUAAAGAGGCAAC
Messenger RNA from Ilyonectria robusta, 837 nucleotides. RefSeq lists its product as uncharacterized. The coding region runs from base 187 to 606 and encodes 139 amino acids. The record is from RefSeq and is a predicted model, not a curated record. NCBI's taxonomy places the organism in Eukaryota, Fungi, Ascomycota, Sordariomycetes, Hypocreales, Nectriaceae. The transcript has a single exon.